Molecule: messenger RNA, 1325 nt
Organism: Humulus lupulus (European hop)
Lineage: Eukaryota; Viridiplantae; Streptophyta; Magnoliopsida; Rosales; Cannabaceae
Exons: 5
Coding region: 185-1084 (299 amino acids)
Biological process (GO): protein refolding
Cellular component (GO): cytoplasm
Source: RefSeq, a predicted model, not a curated record
GUCCCUAUACUCUAUCGAAGGCUUGAGGCUAGCAAAAGCUUAAACACGGGGAAUUAGUGAAGCUGAAGGAGCCAACACCAACUUCCGAGUCUUCAAAGUUCAAAACCUCAAGUCUGCACAUGCCUCAACGGCACCACCGAGGCUAGGCUAUGAGUUUAUAUAAAAUGUUAUCGUAGAUUUUUUCAUGGACAUGUGUGGGUUGGCUUCGCCGCCUCUAACGCCGGACCGUACAACCCUCUGUUUUUUCAACGGGUUCUGUCAAAUUUCUCAUCGAUUUUCCUUGUCUUACUUGCGAAAUCCUGCGAUAUCUUCAUUGCCCACUUGCAGACACAGCUCAAUUGGUGGCCUGAACGUGUUUUUAUCAGCUGGUUUGUCCUCCACACCGGGUUUCUGGGAUUUGAAAAGGAGAAGGAGAAGGGGAUGGUGCGUUGCAAGAGCGAGUCGUAGAGAAUCUCCUUAUGAAGUUUUAGGUGUGUCCCCAUCUGCGUCUAGCGAUGAAAUCAAAAGGGCUUAUCGGAAACUAGCUCUCAAGUUUCAUCCUGAUGUGAAUAAGGAGGCUAAUGCGCAGGAGAGAUUCAUGAGAAUUAAACACGCCUACAACACAUUGCUGAGCUCAGAAUCACGUAGGAAAUAUGAUUAUGGGAACCGUGAUUCUGGGUUUUCCUAUUCUUCAGCUCAAAGAAGUAGAGUUUCACAAGAUGAAGAAGAGUUCUAUGGCUUUGGUAAUUUUUUGAGAGAUGUUCAAAUAUCAAUAGAGGAUUUAUUCAAAGAUCUUCAAGAAGAAUUCAAGAACUGGGAAGCUACUGCCGCAAAAGGAAAGCCAAAGAGUCUUUGGGAGGAAUUAGCGGAAAUUGGAGAAGAAUUUGUAGAAUUUCUUGAGAAGGAACUCAACAUAUCGGACGAUGAGGCCGAAAGUGAUAACUACAAUGGAGGGUCUCAGAAAGGCAACCAUUCCAGAAGUUCUGGGAAAGAGAAAAUGGAAGGUGACAUUCGAAAUGAGGCAGGAAAAGGGAGCAGCAUUGAGGACAACAUUGAUGAGAUAGAAGCUACCCUUGCCCAGUUAAAAAAAGAAUUGGGUUUGUAGAGUUUUAGGAUUUGAUUACUUGCCACUUUAUAACAUCCAAAAGGAAAGUGAAUUCUCAGCUCUAAACACAGGCAAGCGACUGCCAAAAAUAAUCUCCUAAUGCUAUAAAUUGAUCGCUAUUUUGGCCAUAAUAGACAGAAACCAUUACUACAUAGCCAAUGUAUAGUUCCGUUUAUUUGGUUGAUUAUUGUAGCAAGUUCUUAGGAAUGCUAUAAAUUUAUGUGAAAAUUUCUUUUCUGAA